Molecule: messenger RNA, 1587 nt
Organism: Closterium sp. Yama58-4
Lineage: Eukaryota; Viridiplantae; Streptophyta; Zygnematophyceae; Desmidiales; Closteriaceae
Source: the annotation of a GenBank genome assembly
AUGCAGACACGCAAGGUGGCGGCGCACUGCCUGGCGGUGGACGCGGACGGGCGCUGCUACUCCUGGGGGCGGAACGAGUGCGGGCAGCUGGGCCAUGGCCAUCAAACGGAUCUCAAUCAGCCCACCAUCAUCGAAGCCCUCGCAGGCAAGAGAAUAGUCGCCGUGGCAUCGGGUCGCAACCAUUCCCUAGCUGUUGCCGAGGACGGCAGUGCAUGGGCGUGGGGCUCUAACAAGCACGGCCAGCUCGGCACGGGCUCCCUCAAAACAGAGCAAGAGAAGAAGCCAGUGCUGAGUGCAGUGAAGAGAGUGCGAGCCGUGGCAUGCGGGGGCGAGUUCUCCUGCUGGAUCACACACCCCGACCCCUCCACCUCCUCCGCCACCACACCUCCCCCCAACAAUGCCUCCACCUCCGCAGCAGCAGCAGCAGCAGCAGCAGGAGCGGCUGGGGGUGCAGAGCCUUCAGAGCCGCCCUCUCCCCCCAACCUGUUCACAGCAGGCUUGCCGCAGUACGGGCAGCUGGGCCAUGGCACUGACAAUGAGUACAACGCCAAGGACUCGGCUGUGAAGCUCGUGUAUGCCCCUCAGCCCACGCCGCGUGCCGUGGCUGCUCUGGCGGGCCGGGAGAUGUGCAAGGUGGCAUGCGGGACCAACCACACAGUGGCUGUGGACUCCAAGGGCUUUGUCUUUACGUGGGGCUUCGGGGGGUUCGGUCGGUUGGGGCACAAGGAGCAGAAGGACGAGUGGCGGCCGCGCAUGCUCGACGUGUUUCAGCGCCAAAACACCCUGCCUGCCUCCGCUGUCGUUGCUGCUGGCGGGGCCUUCUCUGCCUGCACUGCUGGCGGCGGGCAGCUGUACGUGUGGGGCAAGGUGAAGCAGACGGGCGACUGCUGGAUGUACCCCAAGCCGCUGCUGGACCUGAGCGGGUGGCACAUCCGCAGCAUGGCGUGUGGCACCACCACCUCGUGCGUGGCUGCUGAUGCCUCCACCAUCUCAUGGGGCCUGGCGCAGCACGGGGAGCUGGGCUACGGACCCACGGGCGCCAAGUCAUCAGCCAACCCGAAGAAGAUUGACUCACUCGAAGGCAUCCACUCCAUACAGGUGGCAGGCGGAGUGGGAUUCUUUCUGCACCUGGUCUCGCGCACGGGAGCCCCUGGGGAGAGUGCAGAGAAACAGAGCAAGGCCGGGAAGCUGCUGGAAGCGCUUCCAGUAUUCACCCCUGAGCCUGACAUCAUCUCACAAAAACCUGCUGGCAAAAGCAAGGGGGCCGGCACUGGGAGAGCACGGAAAAAGGAGGAGAAAGAAGAGGCUGAGGUGGAAGAGGAGGGUGGGGAUGCAGAGGGAGGGGAGGAGGAAGAGGACGAGGAGGUGGAGGAGGUGGAGAGUGAGGAGGAAGAGGAGGAGGAGAGCGCAUCAAAAAAGAGAAAAGGGAAGGGUGCGAAGGGAGGCAGUGCAGGGGCGAAGAAGGGGAGAGGAGCAGCAGCAGCUGCGGCUGGCAGGGGAAGGGGUGGAGGGAAGGGGAAGGCAGCAGGUGCAGCAGGCGGUAAAGGGAAAGCUGCAAGAGGGCGAGGCAGAGGGAAGAGGAAAUAG